Rotaria socialis is the source of this 396-nucleotide messenger RNA. Lineage: Eukaryota; Metazoa; Rotifera; Eurotatoria; Philodinida; Philodinidae. The record is from the annotation of a GenBank genome assembly.
AUGCAUUAUUUUGAAAAAAAAUUUAUUAUUCAUAGAGAUUUAGCAACAAGAAAUUGUCUCAUUGAUGAUUAUGCCAAUAGAGUGAAAAUGAGCGACUUCGGUAUGGCUAGAAUUAUUUCAUCAUCAUCAUCAAUGAUUUAUGAAGAAAAAUAUGAUAAACCUUUUCCACUUCGUUGGUCUUCACCAGAAGUAUUAAUUUAUCGAAAAUAUAGUUCAAAAUAUGAUGUUUGGUCUUAUGGAAUAGUUCUGUGGGAAAUUCAUUCACUUGAUAAAAUUCCUUAUAAACAAUCGAUCUCAAAUGAUAUUAUUAUUCAAUUAAUUAAAUCUGGUCAUAUGUUAAACAAACCUGAAUUAGCAAAUCAUUUUAUUUGUAAACUAUUAAUGCUACCAUGUUAG